UUAAUAAGUCGGAAAUGUUGGCAGAAAACAAAAUCCUGAGAGAGUGCAAAGUGACUUUGCAAAAGAUUGAACUGUCAAUUGGACGUAUGACUGGCGAGGUACGAGACCAAAUUUUAGAUGAGGUGGCGAGCAGUUUUCCAAUCAAUUCAAUUACUUCCGUCAGUGAUAUUGAGGACAAAAUUAUGAAUUCGCCGGAAUACGCUCAAGCAAUGAUAACGUACUUCCACAAAUUGAAAGGAGCAUCCGAAGACGUCUCUACAGUAUUGAAAUACAUUUUCACUGACGAACUAUUAAUGAAUUUUAAUUGGGAUGGCAGGUGGGAGAAACAGGCUCUUUGCAAAUUAAAAUUAGUCGAGAUCUGUCUGCGAGAUGUUUUUAAAACACAGGCACCGUAUGACUUUCAAAAGGCCGUGAAAAGGUCAAUCGAGCGGUGAUGGCUAAACCGAUUGAAGCAGAAAAAGUACCAGCUUAAUAAAUCUAAGAAAUAAUAGAUUAAUUUAUGUAAUUUUAAGUUUACUUUUCCUCGUAUUAAUAAGUUCCACAUUUGAGUAAUAAUUUAUGAAGCGGCCCCCUAAAAUGUCAAAGGUAUAAGAAUUAAUUUUUGCAUUCAACACAGAUUGUAUCCAAAUAUAUUGGGCCCUAUCUGCGGUUAAGGCUAGAUAUGUGUAUAUGCCAGCAAAAUACUUUGCAGAAGUUGAAAAUCUGUUUAAAACGUUUUUCUUAAUUAAACACUUAGUUAAAUAUUUUUCGUUAAAUAUUUCUGAAAUUGCAAUUGCUGCGAAUUGAAUUUCAUGAAACUUUUGUGAAAAUGUAAGCGUCUUGCCUAUCUAAAAACUAUAUAUUAACUAUUGAAUAAGAUUCCAAUCAUAUCAAUAAUUUCACGUCAUUGCCUAAAAUUUCCACUCGACUAGAGUAUUAAUACGGAAAAACUUGGCAGCACUGCAUA
Rhagoletis zephyria (snowberry fruit fly) is the source of this 946-nucleotide messenger RNA. RefSeq lists its product as uncharacterized. The record is from RefSeq and is a predicted model, not a curated record. NCBI's taxonomy places the organism in Eukaryota, Metazoa, Arthropoda, Insecta, Diptera, Tephritidae.